This is a messenger RNA of Salvia miltiorrhiza (redroot sage), 1309 nucleotides long. RefSeq names its product adenine phosphoribosyltransferase 4-like. The record is from RefSeq and is a predicted model, not a curated record. Gene Ontology annotation, cellular component: cytosol; cytoplasm. Gene Ontology annotation, molecular function: adenine phosphoribosyltransferase activity. Gene Ontology annotation, biological process: adenine salvage. The coding region runs from base 456 to 965 and encodes 169 amino acids. Lineage: Eukaryota; Viridiplantae; Streptophyta; Magnoliopsida; Lamiales; Lamiaceae. The transcript has 9 exons.
CAGGGAUAAUGUUUCAAGAUAUCACCACGCUUCUACUCGACCCCAAGGUUUUCAGAGACACCAUUGAUUUGUUCGUUGAGCGCUACAAAAGCAAGAGCAUUUCUGUAGUUGCUGGUGUUGAUUUUGUGGGAAUUUGGGCUGCAAUGAGGAGAUGGGGUGUGCUGAUUUUGUAAUGUGGAGGUUUAUGUUUUUUUAUUUUUAUUUUUGUUAUUUAUAUAGAAUGACGAAUAUGAACGGUUCAGAGGGUUCUGAAUGUUGGCAUGUGCUUCUUAAAUUCCAUUUGGACAUCAAAGGUUUAAAUUGUGGUGGUGGUGGUUGGUGGUUGGUGAUGGGUUCCCACGAUCCACAUUGUUUAAGUAAGGGGUGAAGUAGGGCCCGUCGUUGUGUGAUGUGUUCAUCUUCUUUCGAUGUAGUAUUUAUUUUUGGCAAGAAUUUUUUUUAGGAAAGGUUGUUUUAUGAGGUCCAGAGCCCACUGGUGUUGGUUUUCACUAUCAUAUGUCAUGAUACUCUUGAAGAGAAGGUCUAGUAUAGCUGAAACCCGGUGCUUGCUUUACUUGGAACAUAUGAUUUUCAAGGAAAGUAAUAUGACUACAGGGAUAGAGGCUCGUGGCUUUAUAUUUGGUCCCCCUAUUGCAUUAGCAAUUGGAGCAAAGUUUGUUCCACUGCGAAAGCCAAAGAAACUUCCAGGUGAAGUUUUCAGACAAGAGUAUGACUUGGAAUAUGGAAGCGAUUGUCUUGAGAUGCAUGUCGGCGCAUUGGCUUCCGGUGAACGUGCCCUGGUAGUUGAUGAUCUAAUUGCUACUGGAGGCACUCUCUGUGCUGCCAUGAAACUAUUAGAAUGUGCUGGAGCUGAAGUAGUUGAGUGUGCUUGCGUCAUUGAGAUACCUGCUCUGAAGAUGCAUCAUCAGCUAGGAGUUCAUCUGAUCCUGUUAUUUUACACCAAUGUCACAGCUAUAGGGGCGUGAGCGAUUAAAUGGGAAGCCGGUAUAUGUUCUUGUCGACUCUCAAUGAUAUUCUCAGACAAUAAUGCAGCAGCAUCUGCACUGUAACAUUGCAACUCCCAUUAUUCCAGUUCUUGUCUGGAAAAUUUUCACAGCCCAUCGUCUUCCUCAUUUGGCGAUCACUUCUCAAUUUUUCAGACUUGUUAAGGUAUACUCGUGUCGAGUUUGCCUCUUCUGUGUAGUUUACGGGCCCACGGUGAGGCUUCUACGAAGCCAUCUUGUAUUGUUUCAAGUCGUGUAUUUCGAUCUUCCAUUUUUCAGUGCUCGUAUUGGCGGUGUGAAUAGUAGAGAUAUGAUGAUUAUUGCAA